GGUGGUCUAGUCCAUUCCACAGACUUUCGCUCCCUUGCAGCGGGUCGGAGAUCGAAGGAUUGAGCCAAUUGCGGCUGAAACGUCUUUGGAAGGAAGAAGGGGGUGAGGGAGCAUCCCUUUGAGUUCCGCCUCUUCUUUUCGAGGCGGUGGUGGGGAAAGGGGACAUACGAAAUAUUGCCCUCUUAAACCAUCGGAUCAUACAUCUCCGUGCAGUCUGCCGGGAGGGCGGCGGGAAAACAGCAAGACGGGAGUGGGUAAAGGGAAGAAGCCAGAAAGCCGCGCAGGAGGGCGCGCGCGCGCGCCCCUUUUUCAGCAGUGUGGCGGGGUCGCACGCACGCCCGCCUCGGCGGCUGGGCGCGAUUUGCGACAGUGGGGGGAGCGGUGGAGGUGGCGGCGGCAGUGGCAACUUUGCGGCAAGCUCGGGCCGGGCUUGCUUGACGGCGGUGUGGCGGAGGCCCCGCCCCAGGCGGCAGGAACCUGGAGGGAGGCGGAGGAAUAUGUCCGAGAGGGAAGUGUCGACAGCGCCGGCGGGAACAGACAUGCCUGCGGCCAAGAAGCAGAAGCUGAGCAGCGACGAGAACAGCAACCCGGACCUCUCUGGGGACGAGAAUGAUGAUGCUGUCAGUAUAGAAAGUGGCACAAACACUGAACGCCCUGAUACACCUACAAAUACACCAAAUGCACCUGGAAGGAAAAGUUGGGGAAAGGGAAAAUGGAAGUCGAAGAAAUGCAAAUAUUCUUUCAAAUGUGUAAACAGUCUCAAGGAAGAUCAUAACCAACCAUUGUUUGGAGUUCAGUUUAACUGGCACAGUAAAGAAGGAGAUCCUUUAGUCUUUGCAACUGUAGGAAGCAACAGAGUUACAUUAUAUGAAUGUCAUUCACAAGGCGAAAUCCGGUUAUUGCAGUCUUAUGUGGAUGCUGAUGCUGAUGAAAACUUUUACACUUGUGCGUGGACCUAUGAUAGCAAUACAAGCCACCCUUUGCUUGCUGUAGCUGGAUCAAGAGGCAUAAUAAGGAUAAUUAAUCCCAUAACAAUGCAAUGUAUAAAGCACUAUGUUGGCCAUGGAAAUGCUAUCAAUGAGCUGAAAUUCCACCCAAGAGAUCCAAAUCUUCUCCUGUCAGUAAGUAAAGAUCAUGCUUUACGAUUAUGGAAUAUCCAAACGGACACUCUGGUGGCAAUAUUUGGAGGUGUAGAAGGGCACAGAGAUGAAGUCCUAAGUGCUGAUUAUGAUCUUUUGGGUGAAAAGAUAAUGUCCUGUGGUAUGGAUCACUCGCUUAAACUUUGGAGAAUCAAUUCAAAGAGAAUGAUGAAUGCAAUUAAAGAAUCUUAUGAUUAUAACCCAAAUAAAACUAACAGGCCAUUUAUUUCCCAGAAAAUCCACUUUCCUGACUUUUCUACCAGAGACAUACAUAGGAAUUAUGUUGAUUGUGUGCGAUGGUUAGGCGAUUUGAUACUUUCCAAGAGUGGCCGUGCCAUUUUACAUUCUCACCAGCAAUGUAUGAGAGAUCCAGUGUCUCCGAAUCUUCGCCAGCAUUUGUCUUGUGAAAAUGCCAUUGUAUGCUGGAAACCUGGCAAAAUGGAAGAUGAUAUAGAUAAAAUUAAACCUAGUGAGUCUAAUGUGACUAUUCUUGGGCGAUUUGAUUACAGCCAGUGUGACAUUUGGUACAUGAGGUUUUCUAUGGAUUUCUGGCAAAAGAUGCUUGCAUUGGGCAAUCAGGUUGGCAAACUUUAUGUUUGGGAUUUAGAAGUAGAAGAUCCUCAUAAAGCCAAAUGUACAACACUGACUCAUCAUAAAUGUGGUGCUGCUAUUCGACAAACCAGUUUUAGCAGGGAUAGCAGCAUUCUUAUAGCUGUUUGUGAUGAUGCCAGUAUUUGGCGUUGGGAUCGACUUCGAUAAAAUAUUUUUUCCGAAUAAAAAUUAGAAUAUGUUGUCUGUGUAAAAUAGAAUUAAUGUAUCUUGCUAGCAAGGGCACAUAGAGCAUUUAGACUUGUUUUUCAGCGUUCAAUCAGGCUGAGCUGAAUGUAGUGAUGUUUACAUUGUUUACAUUCUUUGUACUGUCUUCCUGCUCAGACUCUACUGCUUUUAAUAAAAAUUUAUUUUUGUAAAACUGUGUGUUAUUUUAUUUUCAUUGUGAUGAAUGCAAGUUGGAAGUAAUAAAAUUAUAGCUUUUUGUGAUAAUCUUUUUUUGACUGGAGAAAGCUAUUAAAUCUAGAGAUUAAGUGUAGGCUCUACAGCUAAACUGAAUUUAAAUAUUGGCACUGCCACUAUGUAACUUUGGUUAACUAACAUCUCUGUGUUUGCUCAUGUGUAAAACAAGAAUAAUAUUGCCACCUCAAUGAAAUCAAAUGAUUUAAUAUAUGUGAGGCAUUUAGAAUAUUUUUUGCCAAAUAAUAAGCCCAAAAUAUAUUAAAUUGUUCAUGAUUAUUGGAUAUUAUGUGUUUUAUGGUUUUAUAUUUUUAAUGAUUUCUUCUGUGAUAGUUUCACAAGUAAUUAUGUUUAAAAUUCAGUAGUGUUAGAACAUAUAAUAUGUUUUCUUGUCAUUAGAAUUGUAACUGGACCAUUAGUAAUCAGUGCAAAUGUUGUUAUUAGAACAAAGGAGAGGACAUACUGCUUAAAUGUACUUGGUCAAACAAGGAAAGAUACAGGAAAUAUGUCCAUGUAGUGAGUUACUGCCUCUUUUUUAAAAAUGGUAGCUAACAGACUAAUAGAGAUUAAGUAGAUCUCAUAGGUGGAAAGUAGUUGGUUUUUGGUCUCAGACAUAA
Messenger RNA from Sciurus carolinensis (gray squirrel), 2764 nucleotides. RefSeq names its product embryonic ectoderm development (gene Eed). The record is from RefSeq and is a predicted model, not a curated record. Lineage: Eukaryota; Metazoa; Chordata; Mammalia; Rodentia; Sciuridae. Gene Ontology annotation, cellular component: ESC/E(Z) complex. Gene Ontology annotation, biological process: negative regulation of transcription by RNA polymerase II. Gene Ontology annotation, molecular function: nucleosome binding; protein binding. The transcript is spliced from 13 exons. Bases 498 to 1898 code for a protein of 466 amino acids.